This is a messenger RNA of Lactuca saligna, 1354 nucleotides long. NCBI's taxonomy places the organism in Eukaryota, Viridiplantae, Streptophyta, Magnoliopsida, Asterales, Asteraceae. The record is from the annotation of a GenBank genome assembly.
CUACUUCUACAAUUCGGGUUGAUUGGCGAUUUUCUGUUGUAUCCUCAGUAGAUUCUACGAUUAUUGUUGAAUAUAUGGACGUGCUUUGCAAUUAAACACAUUCGAUCCUUGACUUUUCAGUGCAGUGAUCACUUGUACGUUGCUGUGGUUCCAAGUGGCUACAAAAUUGCCACGGUGCUUUACGGUUGUUCACAAAGAACCGCCUUCCCCUCCUCCGCCACGUCACCUCGCGUUCGCGUAUCCCUGAAAUCGAACACAUAAAAUAACUCAAUUCCUAAUUUACAGCGACAAUCAGAGCAAAUCAUGGCGAAUAUCAGAAGAAGUGUGUUGUUUGGCAUAUCACGCUUCCUUAAUUCAACAGCCGCCCCGGCUCGUGUACUCGGCGGCGCAUCGUCAAACGCCACCAUUCCGUAUCAAACUCUCUACAGGCCUUAUGUUAAUUCAUUCUCUCGUUUCUACUCCUCUAAUGACGGCGUCGAAUCCCUAGAUUUCGAUUUGUCUAACGAAGAAAGCAAGCGAAUAUUAACUAACAGAUUGUUGUAUAGAAGCAAACAAAGGGGUUUUCUGGAGCUGGACUUAGUUCUAGGAAGUUGGGUGGAGAAUCACAUUGGAUCUUUAGAUGUAAAGGGGAUCAAAUCGCUUAUUACUGUCCUCGACCUGGAAAAUCCAGAUUUGUGGAAAUGGCUCACUGGACAGGAGCAACCUCCUGAAGCAAUUGAGACGAAUCCUGUAUUCAAUGAGGUGCGUAGCAAGGUGAUGAACAAUCUGGAGAGCUAUGCAUCUAAACAGACAAGGGCUACACCUGGGCAACCAUGGGUGAGAGGAUGGGAUGAUUUCAAGAAAGGUCGUGAUAGCCCUGAUGUUGGGAAUCAGUAGUUCUUCUUCUUCUUCUAUAACUCAAUUGCUGCUGCUUAGUAAUUUUACUUAUGUCAAAAAAUGUAUUAAGAAUAAAGGUGUUAUGACAUAACAAUGAGGAUGAUCUUCUAAUCUGUAGUGGCUGAUGUUGUAAACCUUAGAGCAUGAUGUUUUCAGGCCUGAAUAAGUUGCGUGUUAUAAUGUUGUUAUGAUAUAAAAUCGAAUGUAUACACUAGUCUGUUAUUGUGUGGAACCUUUUUUAGUUUUUAGAGUAAAAUACAGUUGCCAAAAUUGCACUUUUGGUCAUAGUAUUGGCUUUUUCUCAUGGGUGGUUCCCGUGGAGGGUUUUGGUAACACAUGUGGUCCGUUAGUUUAACAAAGACUAACAACUUGGCUGUUAUAUUUUUAAAUAUGACAAGUUUGCCCUUGUUUAUCUUCUCUUUAUUGCUUAUUAUCCAUUAAUUAGAACUACUAAUCACCAACAGUACCAUAAUCCACC